GAUUUAGAUGCAUUAGGAAUAAGAUGCAGUUGAAAUAUAUUUUUUGUUCGUUUAUGCUGAUGCAACUUUUCAAUCCCUUGAAAGGAAUAAAAACAACAAAUCAACGUAAUUUGCAAUAUUCAGCAAAGCUUGAUUUUGAAGGAAAAGUGCUUUUCCAGUGGAGUUUCUCUGAGAGAAUAAUCAAGUUUGAGAUCACAGCACCUACUUUAGGAUGGAUUGGAAUCGGUUUUUCACCUUCUGGAACUAUGAAAGGAUCUGAUAUCAUCUUUGCCUGGUUGAAUGGCGGAAAACCACACAUUCUAGACAUGCAUGGGCGCCGAAACGGAUUACCUGAAAUCGAUACCAAAAGCAAUAUUAGAUGGCCGAGUAUAACCCAGAAUGAAACACAUACCACGUUGUUUAUUAAUAGAUUUCUUGAUACCUGUGAUGACGAUCAUGAUUUUAUCAUAACCGAAGACACAACGAGAGUUAUAUAUGCUUACGGUCAUACUAUACCAGAGGGAAAAUUGCCAACUGUUGGAAGUUAUCACGGAAGCAAUAGAGGUGUAAAAAGUCUUCGACUACUCGACAAAAAAUAUACGGUGUUGGAAAAAAGAAUAUUAAAAAGAAAAGAUACAAAAUCACAUGAUAUCAGGUCUCCACAUUUCACCAUUCCAAAGACAAGGACUUAUUAUCACUGCUUCUUUCAUAAACUUCCGGAACUGAAUGUGAAACAUCAUAUUAUUCGGUUUGAAGCCAUACUGACUCCUGGAAACGAGAAAAACGUUCACCAUAUCAAUGUUUAUCACUGCAAUGAAUCUCUUAUGACUCCAGAGCUGUUUAACGUUUCAAAAGAAUGUUACACAGGAGAUCUCGAACACUGGAAUGUUUGUGCGCCGGUGUUAGUCUCAUGGGCUGUUGGUAUGGAGGCAGUCACGAUGCCUAGGCAUGUCGGUUUCCCUAUUGGAGUGCCUGGAUCUCCCAAGAUAGUCAAAGUCGAAAUUCAUUACGAUAAUGUUGAUUUAGAAUCAGGUAUGAAAGAUACAAGUGGUAUUCGUAUGCUGUAUACACCAAGCCUUAGGAAGUACGAUGCUGGUAUUCUUCUCACUGGGUUUGAUGUUUGGCCGACCCUCUUUAUACCGCAGGGGAGUAAAGAUUACAUCGUACAUGGACACUGCUCGGCUCAAUGCCUUGAAGGGAUAAUGAAGCAAGGUAACAGAGAAACAAUCAACGUUUUCGGAGUUUUUCUCCAUUCCCAUACCGCUGGAUCUGGAAUGGUUUUACGGCAUUAUAGGAAUGGUACAGAAUUGGAACCAAUUGCCAAAGACCUGACAUACGAUUUUGAUUAUCAAGAAACAAAAUUGCUUUCAAGAGAGAAAAUAAUACAAUCAGGAGACAAUUUAAUGUUGGAAUGUAUUUAUAACACGGUGAACAGGAAAGGUCCGACUGUGGGAGGGCUAGAAACAAUAGAUGAAAUGUGUUUUGGAUUCGUUAUGUAUUAUCCUAAAAUGCACGAUGCGUAUUGCCAGUCUUAUCCCGUGGAAUCACAGAUGUUUUCUGCGCUCGGUGCAGAAGAUUUACAAGAAGCUUAUAUUAAAGCAUUGCAGAAAAAUUGGACGGACGAAGAGCGACAAAGUUUUAACAAAGUUCAACUCUACAGUCCGGUACAUGAGAAUUGUCGGACCUUAUCCGGCCAAGUUGAGGGUUUGAAAGAUCCACACGAAAUACCGGUGGUCAAAGCAAAUUUUGUAGAAGAAGUAAGGCCAUGUAACAUGAGAGGCAAAAGAAAACAUCAGAAAAAGGCUGUACAAUCGCCUGACGUUGUAGGAAAAUCGCACGGCGUUAUGAAAAGAUCGCAAAAUACAGAAUGCACAGAAAGUCGUGAAUAUUCAAACAUAUUUCUAAUACUAGGAGUAGGGGCAAUAUCAUCUGCCAUAUUAUUGACUGUCAUUGGUCUAAUUUACUACAAGCACACGAAUUAAAUGAUAUAUAAUAUAUUACCACCAUUUGAGCUACAUACGCAUUUUUUUUAAAUAUCUGGCAAUGUGCACAUAAUCAAACAUUUAUGCUAUGCUAAUAUUUUUCUUUGUUAUGAAAAAUCACGCAUCGAAUACAACAACGCUACGCA
Molecule: messenger RNA, 2107 nt
Organism: Styela clava
Lineage: Eukaryota; Metazoa; Chordata; Ascidiacea; Stolidobranchia; Styelidae
Source: RefSeq, a predicted model, not a curated record